AAAAAAUACUUGAUCUUAUUCAACUUGAAGUGAAUACGACUUGUACAGGCUUGUAACGACACAUUUGUAAACGAAGUAUUGAGCUGGUUGGUAUAGCCUGACUCGUUUUUUUUCGGCAGCAUUGACAGUCGAACAGGAAUCAAAACAACACCACGGGAAACAAAACACGCGAUACCGGCUCUGCAUGUAAAUCAAAACCCAUACUGCAACGAUUGUACAAUGGACACGGUGGAAGAGCCCAUCGAUCAGCAAGUGAAACUACCGCAGAAGCGAUUUUAUCGCCAACGUGCCCACUCAAAUCCCAUUGCGGACCAUAGUUUCGAUUAUCCUUCGUCGCCAGAAUUGAGCGAUUGGAAAGAACUGUAUCCCAGCAUUGGCAACCGGUGCGUUGAAUUUGCGGACAUUGGCUGUGGCUAUGGGGGAUUUCUGGUCACUUUGGGAGAAACUUACCCAGAUAAGUUGGCGCUCGGUAUGGAGAUACGGGUAAAGGUGUCCGAUUACGUGAUGGAUCGUAUUAAAGCGUUACGCCAGCGACACAAGGGAAAGUACGAAAAUAUUGCUUGUAUUCGUACGAACGCCAUGAAGUACUUACCGAACUACUUCCACAAACAUCAGCUGGAGAAGCUGUUUUUCCUGUAUCCGGAUCCGCACUUUAAAAAGGCGAAACACAAAUGGCGUAUCAUUAAUUCCACGUUGCUGAGCGAGUACGCGUAUGUUCUGCGUCCGGGUGGGAAAAUUUACACCGUCACCGAUGUGCGGGAACUUCACGAAUGGAUGUGCAAGCAUAUCGAGGAGCAUCCGUGCUUCACGCGUUUGCCAGACACUGAAGCUCAGGAAGACAUACUCGCACCGAAGCUUUUGGACAGCAGUGAGGAAGGUCAAAAGGUGACCCGAAUGAGUGGGGACAAAUUUAUGGCUAUUUUUUCUAGAUUAUGAUUAAGCGAACCGAUCGAUUUAAAGAUCGAAGAUCAUUGCUUAAGU
Anopheles funestus (African malaria mosquito) is the source of this 981-nucleotide messenger RNA. Its product is annotated as tRNA (guanine-N(7)-)-methyltransferase. Gene Ontology annotation, molecular function: tRNA (guanine(46)-N7)-methyltransferase activity. Lineage: Eukaryota; Metazoa; Arthropoda; Insecta; Diptera; Culicidae. The record is from RefSeq and is a predicted model, not a curated record. Bases 220 to 936 code for a protein of 238 amino acids. The transcript is spliced from 2 exons. Gene Ontology annotation, biological process: tRNA methylation; RNA (guanine-N7)-methylation. Gene Ontology annotation, cellular component: tRNA methyltransferase complex.